Messenger RNA from Pimephales promelas (fathead minnow), 2081 nucleotides. RefSeq names its product SMAD family member 7 (gene smad7). Lineage: Eukaryota; Metazoa; Chordata; Actinopteri; Cypriniformes; Leuciscidae. Gene Ontology annotation, biological process: regulation of transcription by RNA polymerase II; anatomical structure morphogenesis; cell differentiation. Gene Ontology annotation, molecular function: I-SMAD binding; transcription regulator inhibitor activity. The record is from RefSeq and is a predicted model, not a curated record. Gene Ontology annotation, cellular component: heteromeric SMAD protein complex.
GAGAGACACACACACACACACGGGCGUCUGAUCUUCAUCUCAGUCUCAGUCCUUCAGUUCUUCAUCGACUCUCUCGCGUCUCGGACUCGGAAACUUGUGAUCGUGGGAUCAUCUGAAGACGGAUAUGUUGUGGAUAUUUCGCGCGUUAUAAUAUUUCACAGUUGCGAAUCAUCGUCGAGAGAUUUCGCCUCGUCUGGGUCUGAUGUGGAUUUAUAUAGGCUUGGUGUCAGAUUGAUCCGAGCUGCAGAUUUGAUGUCAAACGAAUCGCAAGAAUAUUCAUCCCGAAUAUGAGAUCCCGAGCGAUCGCUGUGGAUUAAGACCGAACUUCUUUAAGAUUGAGAUCUGAGAUCGUUUCCAGCUGCCCAGACAGUCGUUUCAGCUUCUUUCUUUUCAUUUCUUUUCUUUUUCUUUUUGGAUUCUGUGUCGGUACGUCUGGUGAAAUAUUAAAGUCUGGCGUAUGAAACAGAUCGCGUGCGCUUCUCCUGCUCGCCGUUUCUCCGUCGUCUGCUCUGCGCCUGUGGAUUCGGACCUCCGGAUCUUCAUGACUUGCGGACAAAAUGGCCGUUUUGUAGCCGGGGAACCCUCUUGUCGUCCCGCAUGUUCAGGACCAAACGAUCGGGGCUCGUCCGGCGACUCUGGAGGAGCCGAGCGCCCGUGGAGGGGGACGGGGACGCCGGUACGCGCGGUGUCGGGACCCCGGGCUGCUGCCUCGGAAAACCGGGAGCCGGUAAGCCGAACCCCGGCACCGAGGCCGAACUGAAAGCGUUGACAUACUCGAUCCUGAAGAAGAUCAAGGAGAAGCAGCUGGAGGUGCUCUUACAGGCGGUCGAGUCCCGGGGGGGUGCGCGGAGCCCCUGCCUCCUCCUCCCCGGGAAAGUGGACUCCAGGCUCGGGCAACAGUCGUACCCGCUCCCGCUGCUGCUCUAUAAGGUGUUCCGGUGGCCGGACCUCCGGCAUUCCUCGGAAUUAAAGAGACUUUCGUGCUGUGAAUCCUAUGGGAAAAUCAACCCGGAGCUCGUGUGCUGCAACCCGCAUCAUAUGAGCAGACUGUGCGAGCUCGAAUCCCCCCCACCCCCGUACUCAAGAUAUCCCACCGACUUUCUUAAACCACCUGAUUCUCCAGGUUCUGUGCCUGCUUCCACUGAAACUGGGGGAACGGCAUAUUCGGCCCCUAUGGGGUUCUCAGAUUCCCUGGCUCUUCAAGAGCGUGGAGAACAGCCUCACUGGUGUGUGGUGGCGUACUGGGAGGAAAAGACCCGCGUCGGGCGCCUCUACUCCGUCCAGGAGCCGUCUCUGGACAUCUUCUAUGACCUACCUCAGGGCACGGGCUUUUGCUUGGGCCAGCUCGCCUCCGAAAACAAGAGUCAACUGGUGCAAAUGGUUCGGGCCAAGAUCGGCUACGGCAUCCAGCUCAGCCGCGAACCCGACGGCGUGUGGGUGUAUAACCGGAGUUGCUACCCCAUAUUCAUCAAGUCAGCCACACUGGACAACCCCGACUCGCGGACGCUGCUGGUGCAUAAAGUAUUCCCCGGGUUUUCCAUCAAGGCUUUCGACUUUGAGAAGGCAGGGAGCCUGCAACGGCCCAACGACCACGAGUUUAGCCAGCAGCCGAGGACGGGUUUCACCGUCCAGAUCAGUUUCGUGAAGGGCUGGGGACAGUGUUACACCAGACAGUUCAUCAGCAGCUGCCCCUGCUGGCUGGAGGUCAUAUUUAAUAACCGGUAACAGCAAGCCCCACCCCCACCCCCCCCAUUCCUUCAUCGCUAUGGAGACGGACUAGCCCUUACCUUUUAUGGACUAUGUUGUUUUGUUUCUGCGAAAAAGCGGACGAUGUUUUGAGAGAAAUGGAAAACGAAAACUCACUUUGACUUUAAUAAAUGACUAAGAUUUAAUUAAGUGAAAUAAAAGCUAAAAUGUAUUUUAUGUUAAAUAUAAAUAUAUUAUUACCUGUAAAUACGAAGUUUUAUAUGCAUUGUUAUUUAUGUUUUGUGCAAUGUGUUGAUGAGAUGAAAAAGAGAUGCACUUUGCUUAAUAUAAAUGCAAACAAAGAAAUGCCAAAAUAAAAGAAAAAAUAUCGAAUA